AUGGAGCCACCAAGAGGAACUUCCCAAGAAGCAGCAACAAGACACGACAAUUUCACACCACAACAUGAUGAACAGCAUGAGAGAAGACUCUCAUCAGCAACAACAACAACAACAACGACCAAGUUGAUCCCCACCACUACUGCUUUUUCUUUAUCCAAUGCCACGAUUCACCAACAGUUGUCCUUCUUGGAAAACCCUCAACAUGUACCAUCUAUAUUGGAAUUCAAUUUUCAACAUGGUGCUUCCAACACAACCACCACUACAACAAGGAAUAUGCCUCCUCCUAUUAGUAGUGGCACCACAACUGUUGCUUUCCAAUUAUUACCACCCAUUUCAAAUCAUGUGAAUGACAGAGAAUGGAAUCGACGACAACAAGUUUCUCAACAACAUGAAUGUUCGCUCCAACAACCAGCAUUUGCCAUGAAUGCUUCUCACAUGGUACAACAACAGCAUCACUGCCACCUACAUGCAUCUUCACUCCAUACAUACACUCAGCCGCAUGUAAUCUCUUCCACAAACUCUUUCACACCUUCUUCCUCUCCACUGCCACAACACCAACAGCAUCGUGACGCAUUCAUGAACACUACCAACAACGACAACGACGGUAUAUCCAACAGUUUAAAAAAGGAUUUGCCGAGUUACCUAGAGCCCCAAAUUUCGUUUGGGUCUGACCCACAAGAUUGUCUCUCCUCAAUCUUUGAUACCAACAAUUCUGGUGUGAAAUGGCUUGCAAGAGGAGUUAAAGAGAAUUAUUGUAGCCUUACAACCAAAGAGGGAACAUCUUCAUUGUCGACAUAUUUGGCAGGUAACCAUCAAUGUCACAUCACACAUACGUGCUCAUGGUCGUCACCAUUAUCUUAUUCUUCUCAUCAUCAGCAACAACAACAACAGCAGAAUCACCACUUGUUUCCACUUACUCCUCUUCCUUCUUCAUACACUCCUCAUCAAAUGCAUGCAAUAGUUGGCAGUCACAACAGUGAGACUUCUCCCAACAUUACAUACAUACCACAGGAUAUCACCACUGAACAGAGUAAUUCUAGUAUCAGUAGCAGCAUCAGUGCGAAUCAUGCAUUUCCUUCUUCUUCAAAAGUCAUGCAUUUGGCAAAUGCAUCAUUGUCAACAACAUGUCACACUAAUUCUGCGAGUACUAUUGUGCCAACGAUUAGUAGCACCUUUUCCGAAUCCAACAUGCAUGCAUCCAACAUUUCUCCUUUAUCGACCAAAUCUCUUCUUACACUGCAACAACAACCUCCGUCACCACAUGCAUUCAACAUGAUACAUGCAUCCAUGAACAUACCUCCUCAGAAUCCUUCGUCAUCACAAUCUCCUCCUCCUCAGAUUGGUAGUGGAGUUGCAUCCAUGCAUGCAUCCAAAAUUUCCAAGAAAAGAUCUUCUUCACGUGCAUAUGGAAAGAGAAAUUCCAAUGCGAGUUUGAUUUUACAGCCUUCCUCAUUAAUAACAAUAUCUUCAUCGAAUGUCACAUCGUCAUUAGCAGACUCUGUAGGUGGUGGAAAGGGAACAUCUAGCAGUAGUUGUGGCGCCUUAAUGAUUAUUGGUGAGGAAUAUACUGCAUUACAAGACUCUGAUCUGGACGAAGUGUUGGAUGAGGAUGAAGAUCAUGAAGAAAAACCCUCCAUGCAUACAGGAGGAGGAGGAGAAUAUCAGGACGAAUACGGCAAAACAACAAACAUUAUGACGAGCAUGCAUGAUGAACAAUUGGAAGAUGGAAAUACAUCCAAAUCGACGACGGGAAAGAAUGCAUCUGUCAUGAAACGUCCAUCUUUCACGAAAAUUAUCACAUCUGAGAGUGAAAGAGCACAAAUUAAUCACGGAACAUGGAGUAAGGAGGAACAUGAAUUAUUUAUCAAAGGGUUGAGAGAGGUAGGAAGAAAUUGGGAACUCAUUGCAACAAAGUAUAUCAAGAGUCGAGCACGAUCUCAAGUGGCUUCACAUGCUCAAAAAUAUUUCAAAAAGAUUGAAAAACAACGCAAAAUGAAAUUACAAAAACUUCAGGAAGCGGCGAAUCCAAGCUUUGUUUGGUCUUACUAUGAUGGAAGUGGAAAAUUGUGGCAUCAACAACCACCACUCUACAUGAGGUGGCAUCAGAGGCAAUGA
Messenger RNA from Naegleria fowleri, 2115 nucleotides. RefSeq lists its product as uncharacterized. NCBI's taxonomy places the organism in Eukaryota, Heterolobosea, Eutetramitea, Acrasida, Naegleriidae. The transcript is spliced from 2 exons. The record is from RefSeq and is a predicted model, not a curated record. The coding region runs from base 1 to 2115 and encodes 704 amino acids. Gene Ontology annotation, molecular function: DNA binding.